GGCUAUAAAGCGGCCCGGCGGCCCCCGGCGGCGCGCUUGCUCCCCUGGCUCCACGCGCAGCUCCGGGCGGAAGGACUCCGGGCACGAUGGCGUGGGUGUGGGCUCUCGUGCUGCUGGCGGUGCUGGGCAGCGCCGGGGCGGAGCGCGACUGCCGGGUGAGCAGCUUCCGAGUCAAGGAGAACUUCGACAAGGCUCGCUUCGCCGGGACCUGGUACGCCAUGGCCAAGAAGGACCCCGAGGGCCUCUUUCUGCAGGACAACAUCGUCGCCCAGUUCUCCGUGGAUGAGAAUGGCCAGAUGAGCGCCACGGCCAAGGGCCGAGUCCGUCUUUUGAAUAACUGGGACGUGUGCGCAGACAUGGUGGGCACCUUCACAGACACAGAGGACCCUGCUAAGUUCAAGAUGAAGUAUUGGGGCGUAGCGUCCUAUCUCCAGAAAGGAAACGAUGACCACUGGGUCAUUGACACGGACUACGACACCUACGCCGUGCAGUACUCCUGCCGCCUCCUGAACCUGGACGGCACCUGUGCUGACAGCUACUCCUUCGUGUUUUCCCGCGACCCCCACGGCCUUCCCCCGCAAGUGCAGAGGAUCGUGCGGCAGAGGCAGGAGGAGCUCUGCCUGGCCAGACAGUACAGGCUGAUUGUCCACAACGGUUACUGUAACGGCAAAUCAGAACACAAUAUUUUGUAGCAACAUGGAGUUUCAUUCGAGAAGUUCCCGUUAAUUCACGCCACCCUCAACUUGGUCUUUUUUUAGGAGUUUAGCUUGCCCUGCUGUGCUCCCUUCCCCUCCACAAACACAGAACCUCAGCACGCAUAAUAGUAUACAUGGGGAUAAGUGAACCUGCACUCAAAUGACUGUCUUUCCUGGAAUUUUCCAAGGAAUUGUUUAAGGCUUCGGAUUCCAAACUUUGAUUUAUUAAAAUAUAGUCACCCA
Molecule: messenger RNA, 938 nt
Organism: Lontra canadensis (Northern American river otter)
Lineage: Eukaryota; Metazoa; Chordata; Mammalia; Carnivora; Mustelidae
Gene: RBP4
Product: retinol binding protein 4
Exons: 6
Coding region: 87-692 (201 amino acids)
Biological process (GO): retinol transport
Molecular function (GO): retinol transmembrane transporter activity; retinol binding
Source: RefSeq, a predicted model, not a curated record